Thlaspi arvense is the source of this 935-nucleotide messenger RNA. NCBI's taxonomy places the organism in Eukaryota, Viridiplantae, Streptophyta, Magnoliopsida, Brassicales, Brassicaceae. The record is from the annotation of a GenBank genome assembly.
CACCAGAUCACUAAACUCCCACGUAACCACAUUUGAUCACAGCCAUAUUAUUCAAUUUUGGCCACCUAUCCAUUUUAACCCCACCACAUACAAACCACACGUAUGUUUACUAUAGAUUCUACCACAAUUUGCCAUCUCGUCUACUUGGAAUCAGAUUGAAAUCCAAAAGAUGGGUCUAAGAGCACUGCCUCUUCAACACAACGGGGGAUUCCUCUCCACGACCAAAGUCCCCAUCUCAAGAACCUCGCCGAGAAUAAGCCGGAACCCUAGAUGGGUCGUCGUGUCUGCGAAGCAAGAGAAAGACGAGGAGAAUAAGAAGAAGGAAGAGGAGACUUCGUUGUUCACUAAGCUAACGGAUGCGUUGGAUUUCUCACAGGUUCGGUCGGAGAAAGACGCCGAGCUUCUCUACGAGGCACGUGAAGCCACCAAAUCUGGCGGCAAGAUGAACAAAGAGCAGUAUGGGGCUUUGAGAAGAAAGAUCGGAGGGACAUACAAGGACUUUUUCAAAUCCUACGUUGAAGUGGAUGGGGAAUAUGUGGAGGAAGGAUGGGUGGACAAAACAUGUAAAAUAUGCAAAAAGGACACAAAGGGUGAGGCAAGACAAGUGGACAAGUUAGGGAGAUAUGCUCAUGUCUCUUGUCUUCAAAAUCCCUCCAGUUCUUCUGGAAAUUUCUUCACCAGACUCUUCUCUAGAUGAUCAAUUUCCUAAACCCUAUAUAUUUGAAUGUUUUUUUUUUUUGGUAGCUAAAAUUGCAAUUUUGCGUAUUUUUAUAGAAAUCGAUAUUCAUGUACCAUACCAAAAAAAAAUAAUGCAUGUUUAUUGAAAACUUGAGAAACAAAGAGACAUAUAAUUUGACCAACACUAGUUACAAGCCUAACCUCAAUUUUACAAUUUUCCCACGCAUAACUUUUCAAAGGCCAUUACUUAAAUUACU